AGGGCAAACAUGUGAGCAGAUAAUGCAAGUAGCACCAAAAUGAACAUGACACCUACUGUUUUCAAAUUAAGGCUUCUUCUGUGUAUCUCAAACAUUGUUGUUCCUUUGAAUGCACUUCAUCACCAUUUACCUAAACCCCCCAUGCCCCCCAUCUCACUGAUUCUGACCACUACACUUCACCUUCCAAAUUCUUUAUUUUUUCUUCUGAUAAUUCAGUUAGCAUUAUUGUUUUUGGUAGUUGUAGUACUAUAUUUUCAUGCACACACUCACAUUUCUUCCUAUCUCCAAUUUCUAUACUAUGGUUGAGACUCUAACGCCGUCGUCUUCAUCCCGGUGGACUCAAUUCCACCACCCACGUCAAUGGAUCCCACCACUAUUCACCAACCACAAAACCCUUUUGACUGCUCUCUGGAUCGCCUUCAUAUUUUCUCUUCUAAUGUGGCAAAGGGAUGCUACUACCGGAAUCUUGUUUUUCCGGCGAGAUUUUCCGGUGAGGCAGAUGCCGAAGCUACGGACGGCGGCUUUUAACUUGACGGACUUUGGUGGGGUUGGUGACGGCGUCACAUUGAAUACGGCGGCUUUUGAGAGGGCAGUAUUGGCUAUUUCCAAGCUUGGUAAGAAAGGUGGUGGACAGCUCAAUGUGCCACCUGGAUAUUGGUUAACGGCGCCGUUUAAUCUUACCAGUCAUAUGACUCUCUUCCUUGCUGAGGGUGCUGUAAUAUUGGGUAUUGAUGAUGAGAAGUACUGGCCUCUCAUGCCUCCCUUGCCUUCAUAUGGAUAUGGGAGAGAACAUAUUGGACCACGCUACGGAAGUUUAAUCCAUGGACAGAAUCUCAGAGAUGUUGUAAUCACAGGGCAUAAUGGUACCAUUAAUGGGCAGGGUCAAGCAUGGUGGAAGAAGUACAAGCAGAGGCUUCUUAACAAUACCAGAGGGCCGCUUGUCCAGAUAAUGUGGUCUAGUGACAUAGUGAUAUCUAAUAUAACAUUGCGUGAUUCUCCGUUUUGGACGCUGCAUCCAUAUGACUGCAAAAAUGUAACAAUCAAGAAUGUCACAAUUCUGGCACCCAUCUUCGACGCUCCAAAUACUGAUGGCAUAGAUCCAGAUUCAUGUGAAGAUAUGUUGAUCGAGAACUGUUACAUCAGUGUUGGUGAUGAUGGCAUUGCAAUAAAGAGCGGUUGGGAUCAGUAUGGGAUUUCUUAUGGACGGCCUUCAACAAAUAUAGUCAUCCGCAAUCUUGUAGUUCGUUCGAUGGUCAGUGCGGGCAUAUCGAUAGGAAGUGAGAUGUCUGGUGGGGUGUCAAAUGUCACCGUGGAAAAUGUACAUGUCUGGAACUCAAGGCGUGCUGUUCGCAUCAAAACAGCAGCUGGCAGAGGAGGAUAUGUACGACACAUAGCAUACAGGAACUUGACAUUUGCAAACAUUAGGGUGGGGAUCGUCAUCAAGACAGAUUACAAUGAACAUCCUGAUGGGGGGUUUGAUCCCAAAGCCGUACCAGUACUAGAGGACAUAAGCUAUGUGUCAAUACACGGAGAGGGAGUUCGUGUGCCCGUUCGUAUCCAUGGAAAUUCUGAAAUUCUAGUGAAAAAUGUAACUUUCAGAGAUAUGUCAGUUGGGAUAACAUACAAGAAGAAACACAUAUUUCAGUGCUCUCACGUUCAAGGUCGUGUUAUUGGUACUGUCUUUCCCGCCCCCUGUGAGAACCUUGACCUAUAUGACGAGCAAGGACAUCUGAUCCGAAGUUCUGGCUCUCAGAAUGCAUCGGACAUAGAUUAUGACUUUUGAAAUGGUUUCAAAUUUCCACAUUUUCGAGUGCCAAUUUUCCCAGUGGCCAGCCUCUGAUUUUUCUGUCUAUAUUGAAUAGUUACUGAAUGGAGGAGGGGAGAUGCUUACAAUGUUCUAUGUUCAGUCAAUUACUCUUUGCCCAGUCAGUCAUUUUCUAGUUUUUCUUUUCCUAUACCUGUAAUAUUCCUUUUUCCCUUACAUUGUACAUAGAACAAUGAAGUUAGCUUAUGUAUUCAAACUUUCCAACAGCUAUUCCAGUUGUAUGAAAGCAGCUUGAGGUUUCCACUCAAACUGUUUCAACUUUUUAUGGGACAAUGAUUCGUGUCA
Molecule: messenger RNA, 2110 nt
Organism: Solanum dulcamara
Lineage: Eukaryota; Viridiplantae; Streptophyta; Magnoliopsida; Solanales; Solanaceae
Product: probable polygalacturonase
Exons: 5
Coding region: 257-1783 (508 amino acids)
Biological process (GO): carbohydrate metabolic process
Molecular function (GO): polygalacturonase activity
Source: RefSeq, a predicted model, not a curated record